CAAGCAGUUCCUCCAGUAAAUGUCCGCUGCGGUGUAGCUGGUGUUUGUCUCUUCGCGAUACUUUUCUAAACUGCCCCGUUAGAGUCGCGUCACAUUUAAAACUCCCCUGUAGACUCAGCGUUUCGCUUAAACGCCGCAUUUUGUCUGUUCGCUUCGCAAAAGAAAACACACUAUGUCGGACGCUUUGUCUGAUGACGGCAGCGACGUCAACCACGAUGACACCCAGGAGGACGUCAUGACCCCGGCCGAGCUGAUCGCCAAGCUGGAAGAAGCUUGGCUGAACGAGAAGUUCUCCCCGGAGCUGCUGGAGAACAAGUCUGAGGUGGUGGAGUGUGUGAUGGAGCAGCUGAGUCACAUGGAAGCCAAUUUGCAGCGGGUGAAGAAAGGCGACACGAAGGCCAGCAUCCAUCGCAUGGAAAUAGACCGGAUUCGCUUUGUUCUCAGCAGCUACCUGCGCGCCCGUCUGCAGAAGAUUGAAAAGUUUUUCCCGCAUGUCCUGGAGAAGGAAAAGUCUCGGGGCGAGGGAGAUCCGUCCCUGCUUUCACCUGAAGAGUUUGCGUUCGCCAAAGAGUACUAUGCCAACACAGAAACCUACCUGAAGGCUAUAGCACUAAAGCGCAUGCCCCCCAACCUGCAGACAGUGGAUAUGCUCAAAGCGGUCCCUGAGCCCUGCCUGGACUCCUUUGUGUUUCUACGAGUGAAGGAGAAACAGGAGAACAUCUUGGUUGAGCCUGAAACAGACGAUCAGAGAGAGUAUGCUGUAGAUCUUGAAGAGGGCUCUCAACAUCUGAUGAGGUAUCGAACUAUAGCGCCGCUUGUUUCAAUUGGAGCCGUGCAGUUAAUCUGAACGUCGAGGUCCGUCUGUUGGUUUGGAUGUUUUGCGCUCCAGGAGGUCAGAACAUGAGCAAUGGCCUACGUUUGUAACAUAAGCGGUACAUUAACCGGCAGAGAUUACAUCUGGAUUUGCACUUCAUCUUCUUCACUCUGGAUUACGGACUAACUCGUGGGACACAAACAAGGACAUUUUUUGCACUAUAUCUUCCAGUCAUGUAACUCUUAAAUAACACCAAAUAUAAGUUUGUUUUGUUGGUGCUUGGUGAGGAAUGAACCCUCCUCACCACAGCAGCGUUUUGAGUGCUGUGAAGUUAUUUUAGGAUCUUUUUAAUAAUGUCACAACUAGUCUGCUCAUUGAUUCUGUUGUUCCACCCAGAUGACUCGCAUUGUCAGACUUCCUCCUCUCCGGCUCAGUCACGAGAUGCACCCAUGGGUGAAAUGUCAUCCGUUUGCUUGGCGUCAUAGUGCAUAUGGGCAUGUUUGAAAAAAACAUGGUUUCCUUUGUUCAUUAUUUCUUAAAUGACAUUCACACUUAUAUGAAUUACUGUCAUAAAUAAUAUUAAUCCUGUUAGUUGUCAGAUAACUUCUGUGCAUCUCUUCAUUUGAAGUUUCUUUUGCAUGUGUUUUAAAAAGUUUUGCCCUGAAAUGACAUAUGGUGUGAGAUGUAAUUGUUGAAAUGGCAUUGUUAUGUAAGAGUCUCAAAGGGAGCAAUCAGUGCUUCUUGUUUGCCUUCACACAAAUUGCCCAUAUUUCGGAGCUAAUAAGGGACGGAGGGAGCGCCAGCUUCAAGAAACUGAACCACUCUGAUUGAGCUGAUACAGAAUCCUGAAUAUACAGAGAUGCAUCUGCAAUACUUUAAUGCUAUUCUGUUCUUUUAGACCGUGAAAAUGUGGAUUUGAGAAAAAUAAAUGUACUUGUAAAUGAU
Messenger RNA from Pseudoliparis swirei, 1759 nucleotides. It is a transcript of the gene gins4, whose product is annotated as GINS complex subunit 4 (Sld5 homolog). The transcript has 8 exons. Gene Ontology annotation, cellular component: GINS complex. Bases 173 to 847 code for a protein of 224 amino acids. NCBI's taxonomy places the organism in Eukaryota, Metazoa, Chordata, Actinopteri, Perciformes, Liparidae. Gene Ontology annotation, biological process: DNA-templated DNA replication; double-strand break repair via break-induced replication. The record is from RefSeq and is a predicted model, not a curated record.